UUCACAUCGAUCUAUUUACAACGAUUGCUUUGGUCUACUGCAUACUGCUGGUGUGGUUGUGGAAAUACGUGACAGACUGAACGUUGUUUAGCGGGGGACUAGAAUGUGAUGUUUACAGGCCUUUGUGACCAUCCUACAGCGACUCAUCAAGCCAAAGUGACAACCAGGUAAGCAGCUUAGCCCUAUAACUGGAGCAAGGAUACAUCCCUGAGUGUCAACGGCGCGCUAGGAGAACUCCAAAUGCUUCUCGACACAGUUGUGACUGGAGACCGACGCUGCGCCCUCCUCGCCUCUUCUCUCCAUCUACUCUGAUCUACUCUUCCUUUCAUCUCAUCUCUCUGUCACCUCUGAACACCAGCCACUCUUCACAUUUACUCGCCUCUUCUCUCACUGGAUAACUUGGGUGCUAAGAGGAGAGUGGAAAGGUGCCGCGUUACAGCCACUUGUGCCAGACGAGAAUUCCGAAGAGAAGAGGAGUAGAGAGGAAGGGGGAGGGAGCGCUAGAGGGUAGUCCCGCCUCUGUGUGCUCAGUUCACUCGGAAAGGCAGAGAAAAUACAAAGGAACACCUAGCCCUAGUGGCCUGGAGCCUGGAGAAGAGGAGCGGUGUGCACAACCACAGCCACAACCUCCUCCUACUCCUUCAGUCCCCAGCGUGUGAACUGCCAACAGGAACUACCCUUCCAUCUGGCUCUUCCAUCUGCCUUAACCCUGAUCCAGGACCUGCUACUGUUUGUUUGGUUACUUCCUCUCUCUCGCUCAGCGUCAUUGAGGCUCCACAGCUGAUCCCAGACACAGCACUGUGACGCUCUGCUCAGCGCCCAGUCUUCUACAGUUAACCCGGCAGGCUAGAAGCAGGAAUAGGGAGCGCUUGACAAGAGGCUAGAGUCAGAGAUGGGAGUCCUUGUUUGUGGCGUGGUGGUGCUGACGCUCAUCUGUCAAAGCCAUAGCUUGGACGGUGCCACAAACCCGCUGCACAGGUUUAAAAGGUAUCAGGAAAGUGCCUCUUCGGAGCCCAACGACUGCACUACCAGGACGAGACAACCCAUGGUCCUGUCCAAAUCAGGCAACUUUUCCCUGGAUGUCCGCAUGCCGGGGGUGUCCCCCACGGUGUCUGACACCUAUUUGUGUGUGGCCGUUCCAGUACCGACAACCAGGGAUGCCUAUAUCGUGGAUUUUGAGCCUCAUGCCAGUAUGGACACAGCCCAUCACAUGCUCCUGUAUGGCUGCGGGACACCAGUCUCCACCACCAACUACUGGGACUGUGGGAGUGUCAAGGGGACCUGUGAGGACGAAGCCUCCAUCAUGUACGCCUGGGCCCGAAAUGCCCCACCCACCAGGCUACCCCCAGAUGUCGGUUUUAAAGUUGGAGGGAAAUCCAGAAUCACUUACUUUGUGCUGCAAAUCCACUAUGGGGAUGUCCACGCUUUUAGUGACCACCAUAGAGAUUGCUCAGGACUUACCUUACGAAUGACUUCCAAACCACAGCCCUUCAUUGCUGGCAUGUAUCUGAUGAUGUCUGUGACCACCGUCAUCCUUCCAGGAAAUAAAGUUACAAACGCAGACGUGGCUUGCACUUAUAACUCAUAUCCCAUAUACCCAUUUGCCUUCAGAACCCACACGCACAAGCUUGGACAAGUUGUCAGUGGUUACAGGAUUCGAGACGGGAAGUGGACUCUGAUUGGACGACAGACUCCUCAGUUACCACAGGCAUUCUAUCCUGCCACCAAGGGAAUCAACGUGAAGUACGGAGACACACUUGCUGCUCGAUGUGUCUUCACCGGGGAAGGAAGGACCACCAAAACAUAUAUUGGAGGUACCUCUGAUGACGAGAUGUGCAACUUCUACAUGAUGUACUACAUGGAGAGCAGACACGCAGCACCCUUCCAGGAGUGCAUGGAGGACGGCUCCAAGGAGCUGUUCCAGAACAUUCCACCCGAGGCCAACGUGCCCAUCACGGUUCCUCCAGAGAUGAUGAUGCACAACAUGAUGCACUCUGCUGGAGCCCCAUCUACCCCAGAGCAUCAAGAUGACAUGGCGCUGCUGCAACCCAAGCGUGAGGAGGAGGAAGUUCUGGAUCAGGGUGACUUCUAUUCCCUUCUGUCCAAACUCCUAGGCGAGAGCGAGGACGUAGUCCACGUGCAUAAGUAUACGCCCGGCGAGGCGCAGAGUGCCCAGGCCAAACUGGUGGCUCAGAUUGAUAGCAUAAUUCAAAAGAAGGACCUGGGCUGGCCCAGUCCCAGGCUAGGCUUCCUGGACAGAGAGGAUGCUAUACUGGUGAGGGACAGAGUGCACAAGUUUCACCAGUUAGAGGCUACGGCCAGGCCUCCCGGGAGCAAGCUAAUGCCAGCUAACGCCCUGGUCGAGAUUGACGAUGAUGAUGAAGAAGAAGAGUACCAUCUGGAAGAGGUGACGGACUGGCCAGAGAGCCCACUCCAGCUGGGUCAGGUGUCCGGUUUGGCCCUGGACUCAGACGACAACCUGGUCAUCUUCCACAGGGGAGACCACCAAUGGGGGGUCAACUCCUUCGACAACAGCGGCAAAUACCAGCAGGAGUCCCUGGGUCCCAUUCAACAGUCCACCAUUCUCGUGGUGGAUCCCGUCAAAGGCAGCGUACUCAAGGCCUCCGGAAGAAAUAUGUUUUACUUGCCUCAUGGAAUCACCACGGACAAGGACAAUAACUACUGGGUCACGGACGUGGCGCUUCAUCAGGUGUUCAAACUGAGCAGCGAUGGCCGGGACAAGCCCCUGGUUGUGCUGGGAGAGGCCUUUGAACCCGGAAGUGACAAAGAGCACUUCUGCAAGCCCACCGAUGUGGCUGUGGACCCCGUGACCGGGAACGUGUAUGUGUCAGACGGAUACUGCAAUGCCAGGAUACUUAAGUUCUCACCCGAGGGAAAAUACCUGUCACACUGGGGAGCAGGCUCGUCAGACAGAAGGAGAAGGGUCCAGUUCCGAAUCCCACACAGCCUGGUGUUUCUGCCUGACAGGCGGGAGCUGUGCGUGGCUGACCGGGAGAAUGGACGCAUCCAGUGCUUUGUCGCUGAAUCCGGAGAAUUCGUCAAGGAGAUCAAGAAGCAGGAGUUUGGAGGGGAAGUGUUUGCCAUCUCCUACGCACCUGUGCAUGGUGGUCUGAUCUACGCGGUGAAUGGGGAAUCUGCGUACGGGCGCUCUGCCCCUCUCAAAGGCUUUGUGAUUAAUUAUUCAACCAAGGAGAUCCUGGAUGACUUCAGCCCAGAAAACGCACAGGAGUUUGGAAUGCCCCACGACAUUGUUGUAACCAAAGAUGGGCGUGUCUUUGUAGGAGAUGCAGCCACAGACUCCGUGCUAAAGUUCUCCUCUGACAAAGCUGAACAUCGCUCUGUUAAGAAAGGUGGAAUUGAAGUACAAGAAAUCGAAGAAACAGAGACUAUAAUCCAAACCCGCCUGAAGCCCCAGCACAGGGUAGAGGUAGCGGUGGCCAAGGUGCAGAUACCUGUAGCGACUCAACAGAAGACUGCUGAGCCUGUCCAGGAACAGCCCCAAAAACCGCAACAACAAGAGGAUGAUAAGGACAAGACUCUAGCCAAACAGACUGCUCAGGGCGUGUCUCCGGCAGUUAUCACCACCCUGCUGCUCAUCCCCUUAGUGGUGGUCAUCUCCAUAGGGGUCUUGAUCCGCUACAGGAAGAACAGGAUGUAUGGAGAUGGAUGCGAGGUAAAACUGGAACAGACCUCGUCCGGAGGAAUCUUGGGAAAACUCAGAGGUAAAGCUGCGGGCGGUCUGAACCUGGGCAACUUCUUUGCCACUCACAAGGGCUACACCCGGCAAGGCUUUGACCGUCUCAGCACCGAGGGUAGUGACCAGGAGAAAGAUGACGAUAACGACACUGACUCGGAGAACGAGGAGUACUCGGCACCGCCUCCCCCUGUCGGCCCCUCCUCCUCCUCUUAGGACCCCCACCACCCCACCUCGAAGCCGUCCCACCAAAUGCCAACCGGCCCUUGGCUCCCGUGGUCAGGAUGUACUAUAAUCGUAUGUGUAUCUAUGUUUGUGUUGGCUGCCAAUCGUUCCUAUUUAUUUGUGCAAAAAACAUUCUCGAUACGAUGUGCCACUAUCUUGCUUUGUGAGUAAAUGGGACCAGAGAUUUUAAGUAAGAGAACACUGGUAGGUCGAGGAGUGAUGCUUUUUAGAGUAUAAUUUUAACAGGAAGGAAGAAAACGAGGGGUAGUUUUAUUUUUAUAAUUAAUUGUCUACAUAAAUCUCUUCCACUUACAGUACUUAAUCAACCAGAUGCUUUAAUGUUAUGUUUUCUGUUUUUUUUGGUCCAGAAACUUUGGUUGAUUACUUUUAUCUGUACAUUUGUGCCUUUUUAAUUAUGUAUUUUGCCUUUCUGCAGCACCUACACUACCGUUCAAAAGUUUGGGGUCACUUAGAAAGGUCCUUGUUUUUGAAAGAAAAGCACAUUUUUUUGUCCAUUAAAAUAACAUCAAAUUGAUCGGAAAUACAGUGUAGACAUUGUUAAUGUUGUAAAUGACUAUUGUAGCUGGAAAUGGCUGAUUUUUAAUAGAAUAUCUACAGAUGCCCAUUUAUCAACAACCAUCACUCCUGUGUUCCAAUGGCACAUAGUGUUAGAUAAUCCAAGUUUAGCAUUUUUAAAGGCUAAUUGAUCAUUAGAAAACCCCUUUUUCAAUUAUGUUAGCACAGCUGAAAACUGUUGUCCUGAUUACAGAACCAAUAAAACUGGCCUUCUUUAGACUAGUUGAGCAUCUGGAGCAUCAGCAUUUGUGGGUUUGUUUACAGGCUUAAAAUGGCCAGAAACAAAGACAUUUCUUCUGAAACUUGUCAGUCUAUGUUCUGAGAAAUUAAGGCUAUUCCAUUCGAGAAAUUGCCAAGAAACUGAAGAUUUCGUACAACGCUGUGUACUACCUUCACCAGAACAGCGCAAACUGGCUGCAACCAGAAUAGAAAGAGCAGUGGGGGGCCCAAUUGGCUAACAAUUGCAAAAUGGUUUUCUAAUGAUCAAUUAGCCUUUUAAAAUUAUAAACUUGGAUUAGCUAACACAACGUGCCAUUGGAACACAGGAGUGAUGGUUGCUGAUAAUGGGCCUCUGUACGCCUAUGUAGAUAUUCCAUAGAAAAUCAGCCGUUUUCAGCUACAAUAGUCAUUUACAACAUUAACAAUUGCCUACACUGUAUUUCUGAUCAAUUUGAUGUUAUUUUAAUGGACAAAAAAUGUGCUUUUCAAAGAAAUCUCUAAAUGAACCCAAACUUUUGAAUGGCAGUGAAUAUUAUUACAAAUGUGCCACAUAAUGGAAAGAGCUGCUGCUACUGUCAACUGUACUUAGGUUUCAUUGUAUCGCAUUCAAGAGAAAGGAUUAAAAAAAAUAUUAUUAUUAUCAUGUAUCUAAAGCUGUAUUUAGGAAAUUUUCCAAUCAGAUGUAAGCUGUGUCUGAUAUUUAUUGUGACAUACUGAGGUUUUAUUGCAAGAAUACUAUUUUCAGUAACAAUGUUAUUUGUGUAAUAAAGUGUCUGCAAAGCA
Molecule: messenger RNA, 5518 nt
Organism: Oncorhynchus keta (chum salmon)
Lineage: Eukaryota; Metazoa; Chordata; Actinopteri; Salmoniformes; Salmonidae
Gene: pam
Product: peptidylglycine alpha-amidating monooxygenase
Exons: 27
Coding region: 893-3931 (1012 amino acids)
Biological process (GO): peptide metabolic process
Cellular component (GO): membrane; extracellular region
Molecular function (GO): copper ion binding; peptidylglycine monooxygenase activity; protein binding
Source: RefSeq, a predicted model, not a curated record